Molecule: messenger RNA, 2217 nt
Organism: Adineta ricciae
Lineage: Eukaryota; Metazoa; Rotifera; Eurotatoria; Adinetida; Adinetidae
Source: the annotation of a GenBank genome assembly
AUGUACACAUCGUCAUUUAAUGAGAAUUAUUCCGAACAAUCAUUAGCCACGUUCGAUGGUUUGUUAAAACAAACACUAUGCUCAUUUGUACGCUCUCAGAUUCUUUUCGUUGCUCUUCGCUUGGAUUUAUUUACAAAAAUUGAUGAAUCUCCGACUGGUUCAUUGUCUUAUGAAGAAAUGAAAUCACGUCAAAUAUCAUUAUCCAUGUUAUCCUAUCUCGUUUAUCUUCGUUUAUUAAAGCGAUGUACAGAUUCGAACAGUUAUGAAUGUACACCAGUGACACGUGCGUAUUUAGUUUCAUCUCGACCCAAUUAUGUCGGGUUAGGCAUUGGAGUUUGGGAUCAUCGUCGUCUGUAUACAUUUGUUCGUCGUAUGAACGAAACAUUACGAUAUGGAAUACGAACAAACGAGAGAAUAACAUCAUCUUUUUUGUUAAUUAUAAAUGCAAUGUCUAAUCAGGACCCUAUACCGAUGAACGAUCGGCGAUCGACAAUAAACUAUCAUAAAGUCGAUCAACAUAUGACAAGUCUCUUUGGUCCAUCAGAGGAUGAUGAGGAUAACAAUGAACAAGUACCUCGUUCACCAUUCGUUCUCACUGGUCUACCGCCGGAGCCCCAGGAAGGUAAUAUUGAAUAUAAACUGAAAUUAAUCGACCCGAAUCCAUUUCGACUCGAACAUUUAAUCACUCAAAUGAACUGGCGUUUGCAGGAAGGACAAGGCGAAGCAUUGUAUGAAAUCGGUGUGGAGGACUGCGGUACAUUAAGUGGUGUCAGUAGUGAGGAUUUAGAAGCAUCAUUGACAACAUUGAAAAAGAUGGCCGAUCGAUUAGGUGCGUCGAUAACAAUUCUGUAUGAACGAAAAUUAGAAAAUGAUAGACAUAUCGUCGAAGUUCUCGUACGGAAAGUGCCGGACGAUCAACACUUUAUAGACUUACGUGUUGCUGUUUUGGGUACGGUAGAUAGUGGUAAAAGUUCGUUAGUUGGAGUUUGUACGCAUGGUGAACUUGACAAUGGUCGUGGUCGUGCACGAUUAAAUCUCUUUCGACAUUUGCAUGAAAUUCAAUCAGGACGAACUUCAUCCAUAACUUUGGAAAUUCUUGGCUUUAAUAAUCUAGGACAGAGUAUUGAUUAUGGAUGUUGUCGAACAGCAAAUGAAAUUUGUGAUCGAUCAACUAAAAUUAUCACUUUCAUUGAUCUUGCCGGCCAUACAAAAUACAUGAAAACAACAUUAUUUGGUCUUGCAGCACAUGCAGCGGAUUUUGCAAUGCUUUGUGUAGAUGCACCAUCUAGCGUUGUUGACACAACACGUGAACAUUUCUCAUACGCACGAACAUUAGAUGUUCCUGUGUUUGUUGUUAUUAACAAGAUCGAUUUGUGUUCAAAGACAAGUAUUCAACAGACAAUAACUUGUUUAACUUAUUUGUUAAAACAUGGACACGGUUCGACGCAUCUUUUGCCAUUUGUUGUUCGAAGAGAAGAAGAUCUUGUUAAAGCAGCGGAUAUGUUUGUCGAGAAAAGUAUAUGUCCAAUAUUUGCGGUUUCGUGUGUUACUGGUGAAAAUAUUGACUUAUUGAAAAAAUUUCUCAAUAUCCUUCCACCACGUUUGAGUAGUAAAGACCAAGAAAGACUUUCAUUAUUACCUGUCGAUUUUCGAAUCGAUGAGAUUUAUACGAAUAAUGCAUCUGGUGCUGCUGUAGUCGGUGGUACACUGAAAAGUGGUGUCAUCAAAGAAGGUGAAAGUUAUUUAGUGGGUCCUUUAUUAGACGGUACGUUUCUACCAGCCAAAGUAACAACUAUACAUCGGUAUCGAGUACCACGUCGAAUAGUUCAUGCAGGUCAAGCUGCUUCAUUAAAUUUACUUCAUGUUGGUGGUAGUCGGUUACGUAAAGGUAUGGUACUUGUUUCAUCAGCAUCGAAUCCUGAAGCUUGUGUUGAAUUCGUCGCGGAGAUUUAUUUAACAAUGCAUCAUAAGAAUACACCGAUACGUAAAGGUUUCGAAACAACAGUUCAGAUAGAAAAUAUCCGUCAGACUGUUUUGAUUACUGAGAUGGAUAAAGAUGAAUUACAUGCGAAUAAUCAAGCAGUAGUUACGUUUCGAUUUCGAAAUCGAUGUGAAUAUGUUGCCGAAGGUUCGCGACUUAUCUUUCGAUCAGGUCAGCAGACUAAAGGCACUGGCCGAGUCAUCAAAGUUCUUCCUCAAUUAAAACAAAUAACUUAA